This is a messenger RNA of Rhodamnia argentea, 1582 nucleotides long. Its product is annotated as syntaxin-32. The record is from RefSeq and is a predicted model, not a curated record. Gene Ontology annotation, biological process: intracellular protein transport; endoplasmic reticulum to Golgi vesicle-mediated transport; vesicle fusion. Lineage: Eukaryota; Viridiplantae; Streptophyta; Magnoliopsida; Myrtales; Myrtaceae. Bases 305 to 1342 code for a protein of 345 amino acids. The transcript is spliced from 6 exons. Gene Ontology annotation, cellular component: SNARE complex; Golgi membrane; endomembrane system. Gene Ontology annotation, molecular function: SNAP receptor activity; SNARE binding.
ACAACGGAUUAAACACCAGUUUGUACUUUUCCUUCACCAUCUCCGGACCGACGAUCCGCAUUGGCAUCGAGAAAUCGCCACGAAGCGAAUUCGAUUUCCUUUGAACACCUUUUCGGUCGACGAACUCUGCGGCUCCGCCCCUCGAUCAGACCUGGAUUCAUCGUCUCGUCGCGGAAAAGUUUGCAGGGUAUCGGAGCUCUAGGGCUCGGGAUCUCGCGGUUCUUUGCCUGGAUCGGUCUUUGGUUGAAGAGGUUAUGUUUCAUUAGAGCUCGAAGGCUUGAAGACUAGAAUCGAAAUUUUAAAAAUGCCGGUAAAGGCAGCGCAAUCAUCUUUUCGGGAUCGAACGCAGGAGUUUCAGAGUAUAGUAGAGAGAUUAAAGAAGUCGGUUUCAGCUGGGUCAGGACCAAAUGGCCCGAGUAGCAGUUCCAAGACAGAAGAACAGCGAUCAGGAGCUGCUCUUCAAUCUGAGUUCAAUCGGAGGGCUUCGAAAAUUGGGUUUGGGAUACAUCAGACGUCCCAGAAGCUUGCAAAAUUAACGCAAUUGGCAAAGAGAAACUGGGUUUUUGACGAUCCGACUAUGGAGAUUCAGGAGCUUACUGCUGUCAUCAAGCAGGAUAUUACUGCUCUCAACUCUGCUGUCGUAGAUCUUCAGUUCCUUUGCAAUUCCCGGAAUGAGGGUGGUGUCUCCAGUGACACGACUAGUCAUUCAACUACAGUUGUAGAUGACCUGAAAAAUCGAUUGAUGAGCGCUACAAAAGAGUUCAAAGAAGUUCUAACCAUGCGAACCGAGAAGCUGAAGUCACAUGACAAUAGGAGACAGAUAUAUUCUUCCCAGGCUUCAAAGGAGGCCGCCAAUCCUUUUGUUCGUCAACGUCCACUGGCUACUAGAACAGCUGCUAAUGCCUCGACAGCUCCACCUGUCCCAUGGGCUAAUGGCAAUGGGCCGUCGUCAUCGUCGUCGUCGUCGUCAUCCCCAUUGUUCCCCAGAAAGCAGGGAGAUGGGGAAAGUCAGCCUUUGCUGCAGCAAAGUCAACAGCAACAGCAAUUGGUUCCUUUGCAAGACAGUUACAUGCAGAGCAGAGCUGAAGCCCUUCAAAACGUAGAGUCUACUAUUCAUGAGUUGGGCAGUAUCUUUAAUCAGCUGGCGACCCUGGUUUCUCAGCAGGGAGAGAUUGCAAUCAGGAUUGACGAGAAUAUGGAUGAUACACUCGCAAAUGUAGAGGGUGCACAGGGGGCUUUGCUGAAGUACCUAAACAGCAUAUCAUCAAAUAGGUGGCUGAUGAUCAAAAUUUUUUUUGUAUUGAUUUUUUUCCUCAUGGUUUUCCUAUUUUUUGUGGCAUAGUCGGUUCCGAACGUAAAAAGAAAUUGAGGGACUUCAUGUACUCUACACACCUGUUCAUCCCUCCGAACCCCUAUCAGAUGCAUUCUCGCAUGGGCAGGUAGUGUUGGUGUUUGGUGCCCAGUUCUCUUUUGCCUUUCUAUGUAAUGAAGCACAUAAUCGGAAGAGAUAUCCUUUUUGGCCGGUGGAUCAAUUGUACAAGAUGUUGGAAACCACAAAAUUGAUGUAACUUUUUAUCCUCUU